Xyrichtys novacula (pearly razorfish) is the source of this 8816-nucleotide messenger RNA. The record is from the annotation of a GenBank genome assembly. Lineage: Eukaryota; Metazoa; Chordata; Actinopteri; Labriformes; Labridae.
GACCGCUCCAUGUGACCCAGUUCAUAGUUGAAAGUCAAACCGACUGCAGCUCUUCAAGCAUGGCGGCUCUGCUGGGACGAAGAGCCCUAAUACAAGCCUUCCGUGUGCACACAGCGGACCGAGACAAUGUGUGCAGGUUAGUUUCGUCUUCCUGCUGCACAAGACAGUACGGUUUACCCGGUAAAAAGCUGGUUACGUCUCACGGAGCGGCGAUACGAUACUACAGCUCCGACUCCAAGGAUGACCUGCGCGUCAGAUACCUCGACGGAGAGGAUUCUGGUGGGUUUAAGGAAGAAACUGUUCAUUUAAAACAAUUUGAGAUGAUUUAAAACAGUGUUUAAGAGACAGUGGCGCUGGUUUUGUCAUACAGAGAGUCACAGAAUUGAACUGCUCAGGUGUAAACAGCAGUAACGUACCCGGAUGCAAUCACAUUAGUGGUCACGCCCACAAUUGUAUUUGGUAGCACGUGUUGACGUCAGGUUGGACGUGAUAAUUUGCCGUGCAGUUAUAACAAGUCUUGAGUGGGUUUUUUUUUUAACCUGUGGGCGAAACUACUGAAGAAUUUUGCAUUCAUGUAUGAGAGAAAAAAUCCACUCUGUUUUUCAUACACUCAGAUGAAGUCCAAUUAGGGCUGGGCGAUAAAACAAUAACAAUAGAUAUCGAAAAUUAAUUUCCCUCAAUAUCAAGAUAAAACAUAGUCAAUAUGCUUUUCUAUAGUCAACAUUCUGCCAAGUUUUGGUAGACUACACGAAUAGCCAAUGAAAAGGGGAGUUGCUCCAGGUCCACUUUGUGCUGAACCAAUUAUGUGCUGGAUUAAGGUCCUUACACACCAGGACCAUUUUUGUCGAUUAUUUCGGACGUCAAUAUUUUUGACGUCCGAAAUAAUGUUAAUGCAAGGAGAGGAUGGCAAUCAUGAGGUCUCUUCUAUUUAUUCUCGAAACUGGGAAAGUGGGAGAUGAGGCCUAGCUACCUGGCAUUAAGCUACACAGACCCACCUGUCAGUCAACUAAGCCCCGUCAAUAAGUUUACCUAAUUAUGCUGUACAGACAAGGCUGUUUUCUUUCAUAUCAGGCUCUAAACUUCCCACAUUUCUGCUGUAAAGAACAUUUUAUUUUGGACCCAACGCUGUACGAAUUUCUUAGAGACAGACCCUCAAGUGGAACUGCAGUUUUUAGCACUUAUAUAUUGGCUUCAGUUUUCACUGCAGCUAUGUUCAAAAUUCAGUUUGUCAGAGUCAGUAAGCAUCUCUCUGCAGUUCUGCCAAUUUUCAAAACACUUCUGCAAAUCCCAUCCCUCAUUUGUUAAUAAAAAAAGCCAAAUUUUAACUUCUCCUGGUGUACACUGGAUUGAGACUCUAGUUCAUAACAUAAUCCGGCCUAGACUGAUACAGUUAGGUUUAGCAGAACUGGCGGCAGAAACAACAGUGACAAAAGAAAAUAAAUAAGGUCAUCUAAGCACAGGGAUCAGAUAAAAUUGGUUUUCUGCCCUGUCUGCUUGUUUGGGCGUGAUAAGAGUUUCUCAGUUUCUCUUGCAUCAUGUUGGAAAGUUGCCUCACCAACAUGAAGAGAGGUCUGUUUUGGGAGAUCUUAGUUGUAGUAGCUUCAUGGGACACAGAGCCUCAGAGAAGCUGAGGUGGGGUCUGGUGCUUGCAUGAUGGGCGAAAAUGAAAAAAUUGCUUAAUCUGAAAAAGAAGCAUUAAAGAGUUUUGUUUUUUUAAGAAAAGGAUGAUCAGUUCAUGAUUAGUUAAAAAGUUAAAGUGACCAACAGAAAAUAGUUGUUGACCAAAAAAUACAGCCCCCAAGGUCAGCCCCUCUCUUCACUCCACAAAAGUUAUCCAAAUGACCCUCUAUAUAUUAGAUGAGAGAGAGGGAGGGAGGGAAAACCAACAGAUCUAUUUGAAAAUGUUUUCAUUCUUUUUUCCAGGUAUUGUUGUUGUGGGGUUAAAUCGACCAAAAGCCAAAAAUGCCAUCAGCAAGAAUCUUGUGAAAAUGGUAAGUAUGACCAUUUUUAAAUCCAUCUCAGCACAUUGAAAAAGUGUGAUUCUGAUCACUAUAGGAGAUUUAUAUUAUAUUAUGUGUCUCUCAGAUGUUUGAGACUGUGGAGGACAUAAAGAAGAACAACAAAGUGCGCAGCGUCAUUAUUUGCAGUUUGGUUCCUGGAAUCUUCUGUGCAGGUUCACUCUCUCUUCUUUUUGGAUUGGAGGGAUUUCUCACUGCUUGAAUGUCUUCCGUUCUCAGUUUUUGUUUAUGCAUAACUGUCUGAAAAGUAUUUUUAUGUUUUUGGGUUUCCUCUGCGAUGCUGAGCUGGUAGAAAAAUUGGUGCACUCAGCUUUUUAUACAGAAGAGUUCAUGCAGAAGAUCUGGCAGAUAUGCAGCUGUUGUGACGGACUAAAUUUAGCUCUUUUCCCACAUGUUUUAGGAAGCCACAGACCUCUGGUUGAUGCUGGGUCUCUCUGUGUGUGUGUGUAUUUGCAUGGUUGUGUGUGUGUAUGCAGGUGCAGAUCUGAAGGAGAGGGCAAAGAUGCACCAAAGUGAAGUUGGGCCGUUUGUGUCCAAAGCACGGGCGCUCAUCACAGAGCUCGGUAAACUAUUAUUUGUGUUUUACAGUGGAUUUUGGAAUCAAUAUCAGAUCCAUUUGUGUGUUUAACUCAGAGAUCUCCUCUAGAUCUGCUUUCACAGGCUACAGUUAUAUGGUGAAAAACUGGAAAGACCUGUUUGAGGAUUUCAGGGUAUUGAUCAGUGGUGUACUAACAUAUGUUGAUUUCUUUUGGGGGAUCAGUUUAUGCACCAGUUAUGAAACAUAGUCUAAAAACAGUCACCUGUCCCUCUGAUCAGUCUAAACUUCAGAUGUCAGGUGCCUUAUUUUAUUUGGUCGCUCUGUCUUAAGCUGUCUGUUUGAGUCCCUUCCAUGUAGAAAUAAAAAGUGCGUUCAAGUCUCUUGACUAUCUCCAUGUUGUUUUUCCUCUUCCAGGUAACCUCCCAGUUCCAACCAUUGCUGCGAUUGACGGAGCAGCUUUAGGAGGAGGUCUGGAGAUGGCGCUCUCCUGUGACAUCAGAAUCUCCUGUAAGACUUUUUGUUGAUCAGUCUGUCAACUUCUGCUCUUCAGAAUUUUUAGUUUUUCAAGUCAAAGUCUCUUCAUUCAGUGCAGCAGCUUUUUUCUACUAAGUUUGUAGUAGCAAAAUGACCUUAAUGCGUGUGUUACAUGUGGCUGUUGUACUGUUUUUACUUUGCAGUUUUGAAAUCUUUCCUUGGGUCGGUGUCAUAGAUGCUGUUGUAAUCUGGUUGCUUGUGCAAAUGUAUCUUCAAUGUUCAGUUUAUUGUUUUCAUCUUAAGUAUUUGCAGAUAAACAAACCCAGAUCAUUCACUUUGAAGGACAAACUUUCACAUUUAUGUUCUGCUGCAAAUCGUGCUUAAUGACAGCUGAUGUUAGAUGAUCAUGAAGAGAUUAUCAGAUCAAAUUUCCAAAUCCAGAUCAGUUACAAAAUGCCCAGAUCUGAUCGUUGAAGUCAGGAUUGGGACUUGCCUUGAGACAGAAGUUUAUUUCUAGUAAAUACAGCCUUUAUAUUUGUCUUCCAGCUUGCAUAUGCUGAUCAUUUUCUGUGACAUUGAUAUUAAUGUGUCGUAUUUAUUAUUUAUUAUAUAUAUUAUCUAUAUUUAUUGUUAAAUGUUUAUGCUCUCUGCUCUUUUUAGCAAAUAAUGCAAAAAUGGGACUGGUUGAGGCCAAACUUGCUAUUAUACCCGGAGCAGGUAAGACUUUUAUCAAGUUAAAAAAUAAAUGUAUGAAUUAUUUUUAAACUGCUUUUGCACAGAGACAUCAAGGUUUCCAUUGACAUCAACUGAACAGAUUUCCUCUACCUUAUAUGUUGUCUCCUUUUUCUUUAUUAUGACUAAAGGUUGUAACCUAAACAGGGUGUGUUUUCACCUCAGCUCACCCUCAUGAAAUCAAAUCUCUUUCUGUUUGUCUCUGACUGGGAUUGACUUUGUUUACUUUCACACAGUUUCUAAGAACCACUCAAAGCUCAAAGAGAGUUAACAAUCAGGCUAAUCUGUCAGCAUUGUUUGACCUUCAUUAUAGUUUGAUACCAACAAUGAAAAAGAUCAAACUUUUUUUGUACAGCACCCUUCAAAAUAGUUUCAAAAGAACAGAACAUUUUUAUGGACUGAUAAAGUUGUGAAUAAUGUGUCACAUUUAGGUGAAUACAGAUGAGACACUGAUUGUGUUUUUGUUUGAGACCACACUACAUAAGUCUCCCUCUAUUUCCUUCAGGAGGGACGCAGCGUCUCCCACGGGCAAUCGGCGUGGCUUUGGCGAAGGAGCUGAUCUUUGCGGCACGGGCGGUGGACGGGAAGGAGGCUCUUCGUCUGGGUCUGGUCAGUCACUCCGUGGAGCAGAAUGAAAGCGGAGACGCUGCGUACCUGCGUGCUCUGGAGCUUGCACGAGAGAUCAACCCUCAGGUAAUGACGGCGUUUAUGUGUGCUAAAGAAUUACAGACUGAGAAAACAGAAGACGGUGAUUCAGUCAUUUAUCAAAUGAGUAAACAGCUUUGGCUUAAAAUUUCCUGACCCAAAUUUUCUCAGAAAAGGAAUCAGAUCACUGCAGUUUUUCCAAAGCUGUCAAUAAAGGAGAAAGUCUUUCUUUUGAUUUUGUCUCCUCAGGGUCCAAUUGCUGUUAGGAUGGCAAAACUGGCGAUCAAUCAAGGGAUAGAGGUGAGUCUCUGACAGUAGUUGUGUAAGACUGUUUUGCAGGGUCUUAUAGCUGUGUUUUAUCUCCCAUGGUUUGAGAGAUGCACCUUAUAGUAAUAUCGGCAGGAUACAGAUGAGCAAUUAUUAGAGUUUCAGCUGUUAGAAGUUUGGAAAAGUACCUGAAUAACUGACUGUCUACUCUGUCCUGUUUUUGGCACCCUUCUGUUGGGGUUCCAACCAGACUAGAACUUAGAUGCAUUGCAAUCAAUUGAUUUUUAGAAAGGUGGGGAGCAGGAUUAUGUUUUUUUAUGUUCAUUUGUCUUCAUAUCAGGGAAUGCUUUGUUUUUUUAAUGUUUUUGUCUGAUCAAGAAACUGUCUUGUUUAAAAGGGCAGCUCAGUUUACACACAGACACCAGCUGAGCAGAUAGAAGGAAAGAGAGACUGCAGAAAUGUGAGAUAGAAAGCAGUUAAGAAGUGCUGCUGUGUGAAAAGCAUCAUGUUUUUUUAUGUACGUACAGCUGAUUCAAAGCCCUCAGUUAAUCAUUUUGGUGACUAUAACUUGGCUGACAUCUGCAUCAUCUCAUCGCCGGCCUGCACUGGUGGUCUGAACAGCAGCCAAUACACUUCCUGAGUGAAUCGCCAGGAUAAAGUUGGCUGGGGAACAACAUCAGGGUUUGCCAAACUGUGCCAAACCAAAGUGGAUUGCUUAGUGGAAACACACCAUAACGGAUGUCAAACUGUCUUUCAGGUGGAUCUGGCCACAGGUCUUGCAAUUGAAGAGGCAUGCUACGCCCAGGUGAGUAAUGAAAUCAUCACAAACACUUUCAUUUCCCUGCUGUAUGGCAUAAACAUGAAAGUGGAGUUUAACUGAGGUGUCUUUGCCGAGUUACUCCAAAAUGUGACCUAAUUUAUGGUGCUCCCUUUUAAUGGGCAUCAUAAACAAUUUAGACAUAUAUCUUUUAUAAACGAUGAAAUUCUGCAGUUUUAACAUUUGCUUGGCCCCCUUUUUUUAUACACAAAGGCCUCAAAGGAUCAAAAUCUGUAAAUAUUCAACAGGAGACAAAAAGGACAGGUUCUUCUUCCAAAUAAACAGGCUGAAGAUAGAUUUGUAGGAUUUACCUCUGAUAGGUGUACAAUGUUUUUUUUAUUUUUUUAUUUUUUAGGUGAUUCCGACUAAAGACCGUCUGGAGGGUUUGGCUGCCUUUAAAGAGAAGCGGCGCCCUCACUUUAAGGGCGAGUGAGGCGUGCGUCGCCGUCAGCUCUCAUUCUGCUCCACUGCUUCAACAUAUUAACGGGUUUAUACUGUACACGACAACACAUCAACCUGUACAGAACCCAGAGGAUGAGCCAGUGACGGCAGGACAUCAGGGACCAUCCUGGCGGCUGGUUUGACUGCUGAGUCAUGUUCCAGUUUAAAGGAUGAGUCGGCUAACACUGAGAAAGAGGGUUCAGAGAAACAAAGGAAACUACCCGUGCAUUAACCCACAAAACAUCUUGGCAACACGUGAAUAAUACACAUACUAACAUUAAUAACUCCUCAUCUGCAGAAUGAUUGGCAGGUAGUCACUAACAGUAGCGUCUCAGAUUUGUUAACCAAUCAGAGAGCCAUAGAACCUCCACAGCAGUCUCCAAAUUUCUCUGCAGAAGGUUUAUUUCUUUUUAUUUUGCUGAAGUAGCUGUUUUAAAAUCACUACAUAACCUCAGAAGUUUGUGCUGGAAAUCAUUAAACACAGCAGAUUCUCCCACAGCUCAAUCAUGGUCAGAAGGUGGAGGUUUGAGACUAGACGAACAUCCACGCUGUUUUUAUUUUUUUGAAAUCAAGUAGAGGGUUCCCUUCCACUUUUUCAAUAAUCAGCUUUUAAAAUAAUAUCUACAGAACCUGAAAUUAGUCAGAAAUGCUGAAUUCAUUUGAAGUUUUUUUCUGGAUGGGGCAAAUCAGAGAAGGAGAAGGGAUUGACUGGACUCAACCAGCAGGCAGACGCGUCUGCAUCGUGAUUUUUGCACGUAAACACUAAAACAUGUUCCCAGAACCUGCAGUGCUUCAUAUAUCUCCAUUUCACAGGCUGUAAAAUACAGUGACAGUGUAGAUUUUAGGAUGAACAGGUGGUCAAAUUUUUAAAAACAAACAAAGCAUCACUGCCAGUUUUUGUAGGAUUUCAUCAUACCAGAGUAUUUUGACCUUUUGAGCAACUUUAAGUUGCCAUAGGUUUCAUUCAGAAAUUUGCUUGGUUAUUAAAACCUCCCUGCAAAAGCAACCCCUUUUCCAUUGUUGGAGAUUAAUCCAUUUUGUUUGGCUGGUGCUCAACAUCACUGCACAUCAUUUGAUGCAUUUAAUUCUAUAUGAAUAUGGGCAACAUGUCUUCAUCUCCUGCUACUGUGAAAAGCUGAAGCUGUAAUGUCCUGGGACAGAUAAUGCAGCAGAUGUCUGAAUUAGCAUUAAUGUCACAUCCCCCCUGCUACCACUAACCUCCAUUUACCUUGUUGAUAAGUCAUAGAAGCUCAUUCAGGUGGAUAUACAUAAUCAGCAUGAUAAAAAUGUGACUGUCACUUUUUCAAUAAAUCCAGUUGGAACGAAUAUUAAACACCAACAUGCUGAUGUUCAGAGUAUUCAGACACGAUACAUUUCCAUCCCGUCAUUUUCUGGUUUUAUUAACAGUAAAACAACAUAAAAUAAACAGCAGCUCAAUGAGACUUAAAAUUAAGAGAAUUCCAACAACGUUAGCUUAAACAGUAACAGUAUUUGUAUUAGACCAACAACAUGAUGGUCUUGUAAUAAUAAUAAUAAUAAUAAUAAUAAUAAUAAUUAUUAUUAUUAUUAUUCACCAGAUACACAAGGAUCUGUAUUGAGUGUCCAAAAUUAACUAUUUUACUCACUAGUUCAGUUCACAGGAAGAUUAAAAAGCUCACAGGCCAAUCAUAACUUAACCAGUUGUAGUUAAAAUGACACAUCUGUUUUGGUACAUUUGAUUUCAGUAACGUCUUACUAAAUGCAAACCAAACAGCAGUCCCAGGCAACAACUGAAAUGCAGUCUCUGCUAAUGAUUGGUUUUAAAAGACUGAGCACAACUCAAAGUCUUGAUCUCUAAAAUUCUAUACUGUAACUACAAAAACUAUCAUAUGGCUCUUGGAGGGUGUUUAAGUUUCGGACCCUUGAUGUAUCUUCCCUUAAAUAUUACCUUCUGGUGAGUAGCGUCAUGCCUCCUCUGCUGCCUCACAGGUGAGCAUGCAGAUUUGUUGUCUUUGAAGAGUAAUGUGUUCACACCAAAUGCCAGUAAAAUCCUUUGUUUGAGUGAAAGUCAAUAUAAAGACACAAGUUCUUGUUGGGUUGAGUAAAUUGAGUGGAUUGUAUGUGUGAAAGACACAUUCGUGAUAGAGAUCCCAGGUGAUAUGUGUGACUAUUUAUGGAGGUUCAGGGUUAAAAUGGCAUCUUUAAUGAUUAAGGGUGUAUAAACAUUUGGAAAUAUCCUUCACAUUACAUGGUCUGUUCACUGUCUUUAAUUCGCUGCUUUCUCACUGUCAUUUUCAGUACAUGGUUUCACCUCCAUUUGGACUCCCAACAGUUUUACUCACACUAAUAAAUCCUGAUGAUAUAAACCACCUGGACUUGUUGAAAGCCAUGGAAAAAGUUUGACCUUAAGCUGUAGUACUUUUUUUUUCUUCAACAUGUUUCAAAAGAUUUUUUUCUACAAUGCCACCAACGUUAUUUUUUUAUUGGGAAAUGCUGAUAAGAUUAAUGCAUAUUUGUGCUUAUUCUGUUACAGGACUGACAGGACAAAUAGAAGCCCAUAAAUUGUGCAUUGAUCCUUUAACAGCAGAGAAUGUAACACAUUUGAACAUAUCCAUGUUUACCUGAUAUGCCUUGCGUGUGGAUUUGUGUUCGACUCCUUUCUGUGUCAGUAAUUUAAACAUAUUUGGAGAGCAGCCAUCAGUCCUGAUUUCUUUCAUGUCCUCUGAGUUGCCUUUUCUUCUGUACUGUAUUAGUUUCAGUCUGAUUGGUUUAAGUUUCUAUUUGUGAAUUAAUGAGUAAAAAACCUCCAAAUGUCUGAAUGAAAAUGUUGGUAAGUGAAUCAGCCACUCUGAAGAUAAUCUGAUGAUGUUGGUGAAGUCUGUGAAUAAAUCUGUCACACAGAAAC